Molecule: messenger RNA, 3846 nt
Organism: Carassius gibelio (silver crucian carp)
Lineage: Eukaryota; Metazoa; Chordata; Actinopteri; Cypriniformes; Cyprinidae
Product: leucine-rich repeat neuronal protein 1-like
Exons: 2
Coding region: 895-3048 (717 amino acids)
Molecular function (GO): protein binding
Source: RefSeq, a predicted model, not a curated record
GGUGAGCGGGACACCAUGCAGGAUCCUCCAUCAGUAGUACGUCAAACAGGAGGAGGGAGUCAGUGGAAGACGUUCUCAUAAGAAUAUCACCUCCUUGGCAUUUCAGCUUCCACGCCCCGCGUUAUCCCCACCGUGCUCCCCCAGUGCCCGCCUUUGUUCGCAUCACAACAAUCCCACAACAGAUGGUGCUCUGCUUGGGAAUCGAGUGUCAGCCACCGGCUAGCAACCAAUCGCCUGCUCGCGAAUCAGCUGACUCGCCUGGACAGCGCCAGGUGCUGUCAUCUAAUUUUCCUUGGCGACGCUGCACGGGCUCCACAGUAACAAGGAGACACGGCGGAUGGGAGCCAGUCAGCGGAUUCCCGUUGCAAGGAUCCAUGCAAAACCUGACCAUGCGUUUGACGAAGGUUGCACAUGAAUAUUCGCGGAGUGGAUGUAAAGAAACAAUGCCACUAUAAAGCAGUUCAAUAUAUGGAACUUAUGAGCGACCUGAUGGUAUUUAUUAUCUAUGGAUUUUCUUUCCUUGCUCAUUCGCAAGAAUAUAGAUACCGUUUCUAGAAACUGAAAGUACAUGAAGCAGUCGGAGCGGAGGGAGGACUUCAAUGCCAUUUGGAGCGUACAGGCUGGCAAACCAAAGAGGCCAACUCCCCAGUCCAAGGUUCAUGCUGUAAGAAAGUGUCAAACCUGUGAAGAAGUUUCAAACCUAUAUGAGCCCAUGGGAACUACGCCCUUUUAAAUCUUUUGGAAGCUCUUUUGACUCUGCUUUUUUACAAGCUGUCAGAGGGAUAAAAGGGUUAUUCUGCAACACUUCUAUUGAAUGAGAAUCUCACCUAACAAUCUUUUUGGCGCUAUUGGAAUUCCAGCUCAGAUCUGAGAAGAUAAACACUUACAGUCAGAAUGGCAAGAGGGACUUUCUUUUUUGUUUUGCAGGGCCAGAUUUGUUUCUUCCUGCUUCUGGCUUCACUUGGCCUCUCUUCAGUUCAGAGUACAGAAUGUCCGCCGCUUUGUGUGUGCGAGAUCCGGCCUUGGUUCACACCCCAGUCCACUUACAGAGAAGCAACUACUGUUGAUUGCAAUGACCUUCACCUUACACACAUCCCUGGGAACCUUUCAGCUGACACGCAGGUGUUACUUCUGCAAAGUAACUACAUUGCCAGAACUAGUGAGGAACUGGAGCAGUUAUUGAAUCUCACAGAACUUGACCUGUCCCAGAACAACUUCAGCAACAUCCAGGAUAUUGGCUUGACCAACAUGUCACAACUCACAACGCUUCACCUGGAAGAGAACCAAAUAGUCGAGAUGCCUGACUUCAGUUUGCAAGAUCUCACCAAUCUACAGGAGCUGUACAUUAAUCACAAUCAGAUCAGCUCCAUUGCACCCAAUGCCUUCGCCGGAUUGCGUAACCUUCUGAGACUCCACCUGAACUCCAACAGACUCAAGGCCAUUGACAGUCACUGGUUUGAAUCAACCCCCAACCUGGAGAUCCUGAUGAUUGGGGAAAAUCCUGUGGUCGGCAUCCUGGAUUUGAACUUCAAACCUCUCACCAACUUGAGAAGUCUGGUCCUGGCAGGAAUGGAGCUCACUGAUAUCCCAGGCAAUGCAUUCAUUGGACUAGACAACCUAGAGAGUCUCUCCUUCUAUGAUAAUAAACUAGUUUGGGUGCCACAGACUGCUCUGCAGAAGCUUCCAAACCUGAAAUUUCUGGAUUUGAACAAGAAUCCAAUACAUAAAAUUCAAGAGGGUGACUUUAAGAACAUGCUGAGGCUGAAAGAACUUGGCAUUAACAACAUGGGAGAACUUGUGUCCAUUGAUCGCUUUGCCCUGGAUAACCUCCCAGAGCUGACUAAACUCGAAGCCACAAACAACCCCAAGCUUUCCUACGUUAGCCGUUUAGCAUUCCGUGACUUGCCAUCACUUGAAAGUCUAAUGCUCAAUAACAACGCUCUAAACUCCCUCUACCAAGCAACGACAAAUUCCCUGCCAAACCUGAGGGAGAUCAGUAUCCAUAGCAACCCGCUGCGCUGCGACUGUGUAAUUCAGUGGAUGAGCUCAAGCAAGACAAACAUUCGAUUUAUGGAGCCUCUUUCCAUGUUCUGCGCAAUGCCACUUGAGGUUAGAGGUCAGCGUGUGAGAGACGUACUUACUGGUGAAUCUAAAGGCCAGUGUCUGCCAAUGAUUUCUCAUGACACAUUCCCCAAUCAUCUCAACCUUGAUAUUGGGAUGACAGUAGAUCUGGACUGUCGUGCUAUGGCUGAGCCUGAACCAGAAAUAUACUGGGUGACCCCAUCUGGUAACAAAGUCAUGAUGGAUACAGUAUCCGAUAAAUAUCAACUUAACAGUGCAGGAACUCUGCGCAUAUACCACAUUCAGGUGGACGACUCUGGCCACUACACCUGUGUGGCUCAGAAUACAGAAGGAGCGGACACUCGGGUGACCACCAUUCGAGUCAACGGGACUCUUCUGGAUAGCACCCAGCUUAUGAAGAUCUACGUGAAACACACAGAGUCCCACUCAAUUUUAGUGUCCUGGAAAGUGAACUCCAAUGUCAUGAUGUCCAAUCUGAAGUGGUCAUCUGCCACCAUGAAAAUUGACAACCCUCACAUCACCUAUACGGCUAAAGUUCCUGUAGAUGUUCAUGAGUACAACCUCACACACCUUCAGCCAGCCACUGAGUAUGAGGUCUGUCUCUCAGUCUCCAAUAUCCACCAGCAGACCCAGAAGUCAUGCGUUAAUGUCACAACCAAGCAUGCUAUGUUUGCGGUGGAGAUCUCUGAGCAAGGCACCAAUACAGCUCUGGCGGCAGUCAUGGGCACAAUACUGGCCAUCAUCUGUCUGGGCUCAAUUACUGUAUACAUUGCAAAGAGAUGGAAGAGGAAGAACUACCACCACUCCUUAAAGAAGUACAUGCAGAAAACCUCCUCCAUCCCCCUAAAUGAACUCUAUCCUCCCCUCAUUAACUUAUGGGAGGCAGACAGUGAAAAGGACAAGGACGGUUCUUCAGACACUAAGCCAACGCAGGUGGACACAACAAGAAGUUAUUACAUGUGGUGAAGCUUGCCAGACAUUUUUUCUUCUUUAGAGCACAAAGACACAUCUUUGCUUAUUUGUGCUUAACAAAGACAUGGAUUUCCUUUUUUAUGCUUUGCUUACUGCAAGCAUCUAUUCAGACUGAUAUCUCUGACUUUUUAUUAGAGUGUAUUGCCUUUUCCUCUUCUCUGACUUUCAAUAUGGCAGCUUUGUUUAGCUUCCGAGAUAUGUUAGUAGCUGUGCUUUUUCUUUUUGUUCAUUAUAUUUUGAUAGCACAGCAUAGAUAAUGUAAAGGAUUGACUUUGGGUCGAUUGAUGCUGUAGCACUGUAUCUGAUCCGAUAUUGGUAUGUAUUUGGCAGUAUUCAUAGAGAUUGCAUUGUUUCUUUCUCUCUUUCAUAAGACAGUUUAACUGUUGUGCACUGAAAAAUAUUAACAAAUUUGUCUUUGGACUCCAAUGUAAGCUGACAAGGUGAGUUUAGACUUGAUAGACUGUCUAUUGAAAAACGUUAGCAAUUGUUCUGUAAUGUUGUAUCAACUAUAAUUUGAACAUUUUGGAUUUUCGCAAAAGUAAUUUUUGAUUUAGAAGUUAACUUUGCAGAUUGAAGAAUUGUAAACCAGCAAUAGAAAUGUGAGUGUUAAACAAUUAGUUAGUAGAAAAAUGCUUUUUCUUUUUUAAUUACUCAGAUUCCUCUUUUUUAAUUGGGUAGAAUCUGUUAAUCACUUAAUUUUGUUGUAAUUUAGUACACAUGCAAAAUAUGUUGCAUAUUACAGUGCAAACAAAAAUAAAUUACAGUUUUGUUGAGAUAUUUUUUAUACAAUGA